AUCACUCCGCAAAGACAAAAAAAUAGUGAAGAGAUGGAGAGAUCAAGGUUGCUGUCCCUUACUUUGCUUUGCACUUUGGUCCUUUUUGGAUCUCUAGCUCUCACUCAGGCAAAAAAGUCCAAGGAAGAUUUGAAGGAAGUUACUCACAAAGUUUACUUUGAUGUUGAAAUUGCAGGAAAACCUGCUGGUCGAAUUGUCAUUGGACUCUUUGGAAAGGCAGUUCCCAAAACAGCAGAAAAUUUCCGAGCACUGUGUACAGGGGAGAAAGGUGUUGGAAAGAGUGGGAAAUCUCUCCAUUACAAAGGGAGUGCAUUUCACAGGAUUAUUCCAAACUUCAUGAUACAAGGAGGUGACUUUACACUUGGUGAUGGAAGAGGUGGAGAAUCCAUUUAUGGUGAGAAAUUUGCUGAUGAGAAUUUCAAGCUGAAGCACACUGGACCUGGGCUUUUGUCAAUGGCAAAUGCUGGCCCAGACACCAAUGGUUCACAAUUUUUCAUUACAACUGUGACAACCAGCUGGUUGGAUGGCAAACAUGUUGUAUUUGGAAAGGUACUUUCUGGAAUGGAUGUUGUUUACAAAAUUGAAGCAGAAGGAAGGCAGAGUGGCACACCCAAGAGCAAAGUUGUCAUUGCCGACAGUGGUGAAAUGCCUCUCUAAUUAUUUUGCUCAUGUUCCAGUUGACAUAAAAACUCGGGGUGUCUUGUUAUUCCUGUUUUGUUUAAUUGGGAGUUUUUCCUCUUAAUUAAUUUAAGGUGACAUCAUUUAGCUGAUCAAAGAUCUAUAUUUUACUUGCUCUGUAUUGGUGGC
Theobroma umbraticum is the source of this 807-nucleotide messenger RNA. RefSeq names its product rotamase CYP 7 (gene ROC7). Gene Ontology annotation, biological process: protein folding; protein peptidyl-prolyl isomerization. NCBI's taxonomy places the organism in Eukaryota, Viridiplantae, Streptophyta, Magnoliopsida, Malvales, Malvaceae. Gene Ontology annotation, molecular function: peptidyl-prolyl cis-trans isomerase activity; cyclosporin A binding. Gene Ontology annotation, cellular component: intracellular membrane-bounded organelle; cytoplasm. The record is from RefSeq and is a predicted model, not a curated record.